AUGAAAGAUAUAGGUAAUCUCAAGUAUUUCCUCGGGAUUGAAGUUCUCAGGUCUAAACGGGGGAUCUUCAUUUGCCAAAGAAAGUAUGUCCUUGAUCUUCUGGUGGAAACGGUGUUGCUUGAUUGUAAACCCGCAGAUACCCCAAUGGUGGUGAACCACAACCUACAGAUGGAACUUAAUGGGGAGCUUGCAGACAAAGAAAGGUAUCAACGACUCGUGGGCAAGCUAAUCUAUCUCUCUCACACUCGUCCUGAUAUAGCGUAUGCGGUUGGAGUAGUAAGUCAGUUCAUGCACCAACCACAAGUUGCCCACAUGGAAGCUGCUCAGAGAAUUUUAAGGUAUCUCAAAGGGACUGUAGGCCAUGGAGUGUUGUUCAAAACAAAUGGACACCUGAAUGUUGAGCUCUACACUGAUGCAGACUGGGCAGGAGAUAAGGGAAAUCGAAGGUCGACAUUAGGGUACUUCUCCUUGGUCGGUGGAAACCUUGUUACCUGGAGAAUUAAGAAACAGAAGGUGGCUGCUCUGUGGAGUGCAGUGCAGGAAAGAAUCAUAGAGCUCCUAUAUUUAUCAUCAAAAGAUCAAUUCGCAUAUAUUCUUACAAAGGCCGUCAAUAGAAACACUUUUAGUAGCUGCUUGAGCAAGUUAAGUAUUGGUGACCCCACUACUCAACUUGAGGGGGAGUGUCGGAAAGAAGAGAAUAAAUGA
Helianthus annuus (common sunflower) is the source of this 705-nucleotide messenger RNA. RefSeq names its product secreted RxLR effector protein 161-like. The transcript has a single exon. Bases 1 to 705 code for a protein of 234 amino acids. The record is from RefSeq and is a predicted model, not a curated record. Lineage: Eukaryota; Viridiplantae; Streptophyta; Magnoliopsida; Asterales; Asteraceae.